CUUCAAAACCAGCCCAAAAACAAGUGCAAGAAAAAUAAAAAUCCAGUUGUUGUGAGACAAGCUUUGUGAGUGAGAGUAUUGUGAAAUGGAUGAGACAAUAACACAGAUUCUGAUACCUUUGGCUGCCUUGGUGGGGAUUGGGUUUGCUUUGGUUCAGUGGAUUUUGGUAUCAAAGGUUAAGGUUUCAAGUGGGUCUGAGCCUGCGAUGUUGGACAUCAAUGGAAACAAGGGUGCCUUGCUUGGAGAAGAUGACGAAGAAGAGGGUAUUGACUCUUAUGAAGCUGUCCACAAGUGUGCUGAGAUUCAGAAUGCUAUCUCUCUUGGUGCAACAUCAUUUCUCUUUACUCAAUACAAGUACUUAGGCAUCUUCACAGUAGUAUUUAGUGCAAUCAUCUUCCUCUUCCUUGGUUCAGUCAACGGUUUCAGCACCAAAAGCGAACCUUGCACUUACAAUCAAGGCAACCUCUGCAAACCGGCCCUUGCCAACGCCAUCUUUACCACAAUCGCCUUCUUGCUUGGCGCUCUCACUUCUGUUCUCUCCGGCUUUCUAGGGAUGAAAAUUGCAACAUUUGCUAAUGCUCGAACUACUUUAGAAGCAAGGAAAGGUGUUGGGAAGGCAUUUAUAACUGCUUUUCGCUCUGGCGCGGUGAUGGGAUUCCUUCUAGCUGCCAAUGGGCUUUUGGUUCUUUAUGUCACUAUCAAUCUGUUUAAAUUGUACUAUGGAGAUGAUUGGGAGGGACUUUAUGAGUCUAUUACCGGUUAUGGUCUCGGGGGUUCUUCAAUGGCGCUCUUUGGAAGAGUUGGAGGUGGUAUAUACACAAAAGCGGCUGAUGUUGGUGCUGACCUUGUCGGAAAAGUUGAGCGAAAUAUUCCAGAAGAUGAUCCGCGUAACCCUGCCGUAAUUGCAGAUAAUGUAGGUGACAAUGUAGGAGACAUUGCCGGGAUGGGCUCAGACCUUUUUGGCUCGUAUGCAGAAUCAUCCUGCGCCGCUCUAUUCGUUGCAUCUAUAUCAUCCUUUGGCACCACUCAUGAUUACUCAGCCAUGUCUUAUCCUCUUAUUAUAAGCUCCACAGGGAUUGUGGUUUGCUUGUUAACAACGCUUUUCGCAACUGACUUGUCUGAGAUUAAGAAUGUGACUGAGAUUGAACCGUCCUUGAAGGGACAACUUUUAAUCUCAACCGUCCUCAUGACUGCCGGGAUUGCCAGUGUGACCUUUUUUGCUUUGCCCUCAGAGUUCACUCUCUAUGACUUUGGGACCGAGAAGGCUGUGAAAAACUGGCACCUGUUUGUCUGUGUGUCCAUUGGCUUGUGGGCUGGCCUUGUGAUUGGAUAUACUACUGAGUAUUACACUAGCAAUGCUUAUGGUCCAGUGCAAGACGUGGCAGAUUCAUGCAGGACUGGUGCGGCAACAAAUGUGAUCUUUGGAUUGGCACUGGGAUACAAAUCUGUCAUUAUUCCCAUUUUUGCCAUAGCUUUUGCUAUCUAUGUGAGCUUUAGUUUAGCUGCUAUGUAUGGAAUUGCAAUGGCUGCUCUUGGGAUGCUUAGUACUAUUGCCACGGGGCUGGCAAUCGAUGCUUAUGGCCCCAUAAGCGACAAUGCAGGUGGUAUUGCAGAAAUGGCUGGAAUGAGCCACAAAAUACGAGAAAGAACUGAUGCUUUGGAUGCUGCCGGAAACACAACAGCUGCAAUUGGCAAGGGUUUUGCAAUUGGAUCAGCUGCCCUUGUCUCUCUUGCUUUGUUUGGCGCUUUUGUGAGCAGAGCUGGAGUCAAGAUUGUUGAUCUCUUGACUCCAAAGGUCUUCAUCGGAUUGCUUGUUGGUGCCAUGUUGCCAUACUGGUUUUCAGCAAUGACGAUGAAGAGCGUUGGAAGUGCAGCCUUGAAAAUGGUUGAAGAGGUUCGCCGACAAUUUAAUGAUAUUCCAGGGCUUAUGGAAGGAACAGCAAAACCGGACUACGCAACUUGUGUCAAGAUUUCCACUGAUGCUUCGCUCAAGGAGAUGAUCCCACCUGGCGCUCUGGUCAUGCUUACACCAUUGAUUGCCGGAACUUUGUUUGGGGUGGAAACACUUGCUGGUGUGUUGGCUGGUUCACUUGUUUCUGGUGUGCAGGUUGCUAUUUCAGCCUCUAACACAGGCGGUGCGUGGGAUAAUGCAAAAAAGUACAUAGAGGCUGGUGCUACUGAACACGCUCGUAUGCUGGGCCCAAAGGGGUCAGAUGCUCACAAGGCUGCGGUGAUAGGUGACACUGUUGGAGACCCUUUAAAGGACACUUCUGGUCCAUCACUCAAUAUCUUAAUCAAACUCAUGGCUGUUGAGUCAUUGGUGUUUGCUCCAUUCUUUGCCACUCAUGGAGGAUUGUUGUUCAAAUUGCUCUGAUGUAUCUGAGUUAUUACUCAGCCAAGCAUAUAUAUGUAUAUAUAUAUGUCAAUGGAAAAGGAUAUGGAUGUGUUAAAUUUGUGGAUUAAUAAUGUGGCUUGCCAAGCUUUUUAAUGUAUAUUAUGGUUUUAAAUGGAUGUAAUUAGAAUGACUGAAGCGAAAAUGAUGUGGUUUUUAGAUGUUGCUUUCAAAAUUUUGUACUAAGUUUUACAUUUGUAUAUGAUGUGCAGGUUCCUGAUGUUUCUUUGUUGGAACUAUAAAAUGUAUUAUGAAUUUAACAAGCUCUCGAGUUGUA
This is a messenger RNA of Camellia sinensis, 2669 nucleotides long. Its product is annotated as pyrophosphate-energized vacuolar membrane proton pump. The record is from RefSeq and is a predicted model, not a curated record. NCBI's taxonomy places the organism in Eukaryota, Viridiplantae, Streptophyta, Magnoliopsida, Ericales, Theaceae. Gene Ontology annotation, cellular component: membrane. Gene Ontology annotation, biological process: proton transmembrane transport. Gene Ontology annotation, molecular function: diphosphate hydrolysis-driven proton transmembrane transporter activity; inorganic diphosphate phosphatase activity.